Closterium sp. Naga37s-1 is the source of this 294-nucleotide messenger RNA. Lineage: Eukaryota; Viridiplantae; Streptophyta; Zygnematophyceae; Desmidiales; Closteriaceae. The record is from the annotation of a GenBank genome assembly.
AUGGCACACUCCCACCGCACUGCUGCUGCUGCCGCUGAUGCCGAUGCUGCUGCUGCUGCCUUUGCCUUGGUGCGAUGGGGUCGGGACCGGGAGGGUGGGGAAGCAGAGGCGGAAGAGGAGGAGGGGGGUGAGGAGGAGGAGGAGGAGGAGGAGGAGGAGGAGGAGGAGGAGGAGGAGGAGGAGGAGGAGGAGGAGGAGGAGGUAGAAGAAGUGGAGGAAGGGGACGAAGAAGUGGAGGAGGAGGAAUCUGAAUGGGAUGAAGAAGGGAGUGAGGGAGAGGAGGAAUCGGAGUGA